UUUAUGUAAAUGGUGGCAAAUUAGUUUUAUAAUAGUUAGAAAUUGAUCUGAUUCAAAUAAACAUGAUGAAAAGUGACAAUGAGUAACAACUAUGUAAUUUUGAGUAAAGAGUUGUGGUUUUUAAGUUGAUUUACAGUUGUAUAAUCAUUUAAUAAUAGUUUAAUUGUAUUUUUUGCAGGAAUUUAUUUUAGAAAAGAGAAAGGAUAAAAUAGUUUGAGAAAUGGUUAGUUUCUGAAAUAUUUGUUGAAGUUUCUUAAUAGUUUUAUUCUCGUUUCUUUAUAGUUUAUUAACAACAAAUAAAAAAUGGCAAAAGCAGGAAUCAGGACAGGAAAUACAAUACUUGAACAAAGGAACAGAGAUAGAAGAAACGAAAGACAUUCCAUUCCUAGUCUUCUACAAUGGACAAUUCGAUGAUCGAAUGAAUUAUGAAAAUUAUGAAGCCAGUGGACAUUACAUUUCAGCCAAUUGUAACUAUGAAGAUUUGCAACAAAAACUCAAAGAUGUCCUGGAGUGCAACCAAGAAAAUACUGUUUUGCAACUGAAAUAUCAAGUGAAGGAAGGAUACCAACCAUUGAGGAUAAAGAAUGAUCAAAGCCUGCAUUUCUACAUACAACUCAAACUGAAGGACCCCGACUUCACAACAUACUCAUUGUGUAUGAAUGUCAUCCACAACCCAACAACAACCAUCAAUGCAUCAUUCUUGGGAAAUGACAAUUCAUUAAUUACACAUACAAGCACCUUCGAACCGAUCGAAUACAAUGCAGCAACAGCAGAAGACUCAACAAAUCAACAACAUACAAUUGAAGCUACAGUACCGGAAUAUGGGGGAAAAAAUUUUGACUUCAUGGACUAUGCAAAACUUGUGGCAGAGGAGAUGGUUGAGCAACUGGAAAACAACAAAAACAAGGAACCAGAAAUCACAGAUUAUGACGAACUACUAAUCACAGAUCCGCAACAUCCUGAAAUAGAAGAAGCACAAAUAUACAAAGACAAAGAAACACUGCAGAGUGUGCUUGGUUUCUAUGCAAUUAGGAACAACUUCCAAUUCAGAGUGAAAAAAUCAUGUGCAAGAACAACAAGAUUUGUUGUUUGGAUCCAAAAUGCAAGUGGGCACUAACGGCAUCCAGAAACGGGCCAACAAAGUCAUUCAUCAUUCAAAAGUACGACAGAAAGGUGAUACACACUUGUGAUCUAAACAUAAGAUUUGCCGACAAAAGACAAGCUACAACAAAAUUGAUUGGAAACUACAUCAAGCCACGGUUUACCAACAUAAAAACAACUUAAACGCCACAAGACAUCAGA
Cannabis sativa is the source of this 1302-nucleotide messenger RNA. RefSeq lists its product as uncharacterized. The transcript has 2 exons. The coding region runs from base 419 to 1117 and encodes 232 amino acids. Lineage: Eukaryota; Viridiplantae; Streptophyta; Magnoliopsida; Rosales; Cannabaceae. The record is from RefSeq and is a predicted model, not a curated record.